AUGAUCUUCGGUGCUGCUUCUUCUUCCUCUUUUUACGUUUCUUCUUCCUUCUUCAACGUCGUUGAUGUCGUCAUUGUCGCCACCGCCGUCGUCAUCACUGCUGCCACUGCUGUCGUUAUUGUCGUUGUUACCAUGGCUAUUCUUCUACUUGAUGUUAUUGUUGAUGUUGUUCCGCAAUCGCUCUCUUCGCGCUCUUCCUCAGAUUCCAUUUCGUCGGGGAGUUUGGCGAAUCUCAAGCUCACAGCAGAGAAAUUGGUGAAGGAACAAGCUUCGGUAAAGACCGAUCUCGAAAUUGCGAAUGCUAAGCUUAAGAAAUCGACGGAGCAUGUCCAUGCACUUGAAGAGAAGUUGCAGAACGCAUUUAACGAAAACGCGAAGCUCAAGGUCAAGCAGAAGGAAGAUGAGAAACUGUGGAAGGGAUUGGAAUCUAAGUUCUCGUCGACUAAGACACUAUGUGAUCAGCUUACAGAGACUCUACAACAGUUAGCUAGUGUUGUUCAGGAAGCCGAGAGAGAUAAGGAAACUCUGGAAAAUAAACUGUCAGCUAGUUCGGAAGCUCUUGAUAGCUUGAAUAAACAGAUGGAAGGUUUGUCUUUGAAGCUAGAUUCUGCAGAGGAAACAAUUAGAACUCGUGAUAAUGAGCUAGAGAAACUCAAAUUUAUGGCCGAAGAAAGGGAGAAGUUUCUCAGAGAUGAACAGAGCAGAGUUGCCAAACUUAUUCAAGAGAAAGAUACUUCGAUAAAGAACUUUGAAGAAUUGCUAACAGCUAGUAAAUUGGAUACAGAGAGAUUGAAUGCAAAGUUGGGGGAGGUUCACCUUCAAUUAACAGUCAAGGACAAGGAAAUUGUGCAUCACUUGACCAUUCAAGAUAAGCUGGAGAAAGAAAAGAGUGAUAUUCAAUUGUCCAACACUGAGCUUACUGAAAAACUUGACAUUACACUCCUGAAAAUCAAAGACUUUGAAGGAUCAUUUCAGGCCUUGGCUGCACAUGUGAUAAAUGUAGAGAAAGAAAGCUUAAACUUUUCAAGCAAGUUUGAUGAACUGAACUCUCUUUAUGCUUGUGGCUUUGAGUUGGUCCAACAGGAGAGAGACAUUUUCUCUAAGCAUGCUCAAAAGCAAUAUUGUGAGCUUAAUGAUAAGUUCUUGGCCAUGGCAUCAGAAAAGGAUGCAAUUCAAAUGAUAAACUGUGAGUUAAGCAGUAAAGUGAAUGAGCUUCAGAAAGUCAUAGAAUCUACUGUAGCCCAGCAUACAGAGGAAUGUCUAUUAGCUUCUGAGAGAAUUAAAAAAUUGGAGGUGGAUGCUGAAAGUUUAAACUCCAAAAGGGAAGAAGCAGAGUUUAUGAUUUCCAAAUUAGAGGAGAAAGCCAGAGUUCUGUUAGAAAAUUCUAAAUCAUCAGAAAAUCAAACACAAGGUUUAUUGCUGAAAAUUUCAUCAUUAGAGACUGAAAGCAAAGAAAUUACUGAAAGACUGCAAGAAGAGAUAACGAAGAAAUCAGAGGAAAUAGAUACUUUGCAAAAGGAGAGAAUGAAGCUGGAGCAGAAUGCAGACUCUCUUCAUGAAGAAGUCAGACGGCUUCAUAAUAUCUUAGAGGACAAAGAACAGCAUAUUUUGCAGUAUAAGGAAAAGGAAAAGAAGCUGGAAGACCAGAUCACAGAGAACCAGUCAUUACUGACUGCUUCUGAAAGUAAGCUUUCAGAAGCUAGAAAGCAAUAUGAUCAAAUGGUAGAAAGCAAGCAGCUUGAAUUGUCAAGGCAUUUGAAGGAAAUCUCUCUAAGAAAUGAUCAGGCUAUUAAUGACAUUAGAAGGAAAUAUGAGUUGGAGAAGAUGGAAAUCAUUAACAAGGAAAAAGAAAAGGUUGACAUGGCUAUUGCUGAAAUUGAGAAAAAGUGUGACCAGAAACUGGUAGAAUGCAAAGAAGAAUCUAGGCUGCAUUUGGCAAGGAUUCAGGAGGAACAGGCUGGGCUUUUAACCAAAAUGCAGCAGGAGCAUGACAAAAAGCAACUAGCCAUGAUAGCUGAACACAAUGAACAGCUAAAGCAUACCCAACUAGAGGCAGAAAAUCAACUCAGAGAGAAAAUGAUGUUUCUGAGGAGCGAACAUGAAGCUGAGAUAAAAGCAUUGAGGUGUGAACUUGAAGAUGAGUGUCAGAAGCUGGAAGAGGAGUUGCAUCUCCAGAAAACCAAAGAAGACAGGCAAAGGGCUUUGCUGCAGUUGCAGUGGAAAGUGAUGAGCGUCAAGCCAAAAGAGGACCAAGAAGUGAAUUCAAAACAGGAUUACUCAAUUACAUCAAUUAAGAGAAGGAAUUCUUGUGGAGGCCAAAGAAAUCAGCAUGAAAUAGAAUCUCCUUACUAUGACGCAACACAAACAACACCAGUACCAAAGCUGUUGAAGACAGUAGAGAAUGUAAAAACUGGAAGUGCAUUAAAUAUCCCUAAGCACCAUAGAAAGGUCACUCGCCAUGAGUAUGAAGUCGAGACUUCCAAUGGUAGAACAAUCACAAAGAAAAGAAAAACAAGAAGUACGGUCAUGUUUGAGGACCCGAGAAAACAAAAGAGAAACACCCCCAAAGCAAAUACCCCAGGAACUGCUGUCAAGAGCAUGAAGGGAGAAGGUCAUCCUCGUCCCUCUAAUAUUGGUGAUCUGUUCUCAGAAGGGUCUCUGAACCCUUAUGCAGAUGAUCCCUAUGCAUUUGAUUAGAGCAGACCAAUUUCUGUAUUUCUUGAUGCACAUGAAUCUGAAAGUAAAUUGGAGAUAGAGGGCAUCAAAGCUGGAAGAAAUUUUUUCUCUGAUCAACAGCUUCUGACGACAUAAUGGUGUUAGCUGGAAGAAAUUUUCUCUCUUAUCCCCAUGUAAUAUUUUGUUUUCCUUUUUCAUAAUGUACGAUUAGAACUGUAAAUUUUAAGGCUAGUUUUAAAAUAUACAGUUUUCGGAAAUUUCAGAAUGUAUGCCAUGAUGAUGUUCAGCAAUAUGAACAUUAAAAACCAGUUAUCACCUCAA
Arachis ipaensis is the source of this 2997-nucleotide messenger RNA. The record is from RefSeq and is a predicted model, not a curated record. NCBI's taxonomy places the organism in Eukaryota, Viridiplantae, Streptophyta, Magnoliopsida, Fabales, Fabaceae.